Cicer arietinum (chickpea) is the source of this 2112-nucleotide messenger RNA. Its product is annotated as two-component response regulator ARR14-like. The record is from RefSeq and is a predicted model, not a curated record. Gene Ontology annotation, biological process: phosphorelay signal transduction system; cytokinin-activated signaling pathway; regulation of DNA-templated transcription. Gene Ontology annotation, molecular function: DNA binding; DNA-binding transcription factor activity. Gene Ontology annotation, cellular component: nucleus. NCBI's taxonomy places the organism in Eukaryota, Viridiplantae, Streptophyta, Magnoliopsida, Fabales, Fabaceae.
UACAAUUACACAUUAAAAAAAAUAGUCCACAACACAGUCAGACCGAAACGACAAUAGCAUCUGCCGUUUCAGUUAGAAAUCAUCAUCAUCAAACAAAGCGAAAUCUCAGACAACCACAACUCCUAAAUUCUCAAAAUGCUUCAAGCACGCACAUUUCGUCCUUACAUCUCCAUUUCCCCUUCAUCUUCUUCCUGAAAACCUAACCCUAACCCUAGAGACUCCAUUUCCCGUUUCCAAUCGAUUCACAAUGAAUUCCCAUUGCCUUCAUCUUCAUCACCACCACCAUCAUCAUCAUCAUCUUCCGUUUCUAGAUCUCUCAAAAACCCUACCGCUCUCUUCCUCCUCGACCUUGGCGGCUCCACCGUCUCCGCCACCUUGAUAAUCGGUCUUAUGAUUUACUACAUUCUUGAUUCGCUCAAUUUCAAACAAUCCUCAUUCUUCUCUUUAUUGAUUUCACUCAUCUUUGCUCAAUUCACCUUCUUCCUCACUUCAUCGUUUCCAUGACGGCUUCAACCUCCCUAUGCCACUCCUUUCUUGCUCUAACCUUCUCUCUCUAUCAGUUACCACAUGUCUUACGAUUUCUGAUGCAUGGAAUAUUUUGAGAGAAAGAAAGGGAUUUUUCGAUGUGAUACUACUCAAUGUUCUAAUGCAAGACAUGAAUUCCUAUGAUUUUAUUCUACAUGUUACGCAACAAAUCAAAAUUCCUGUCAUUAUGAUGUCUAGUGAUGGCACAACAAGUUCAGUGAUGAGGGCUAUAGAAAAUGGGGCAUGUGAUUAUUGGAUUAAACCAUUGCAUGAGAAACAAAUCAAGAACAUGUGGAUACAUGCUGCAAGAAAGUUAAUGAAUGAAAAUAAAAAACAAGAAAUUAAUAGAAAAAAUCUGGAGUUUGAAGGUAAGAAAAUAAAGGGGGAAAAAGAUGAUUUGAUAUUAGGUUUAAUUGAUGCAACAAGUGAAGGUGUAAAAAUUGACCCAAAAGAGGGUUGUUCUAAAGUAAUAGUAGAAAAAAGUGAUUAUGUUAUUGAAAAAGAUAAUCUAAAUGAAAAUGAACCAUCAACAAAGAAGGCACGUGUGGCAUGGACGGUUGAGUUGCAUCAACAAUUUGUUAGGGCUGUCAAGCAACUUGGAGUUGAUAAGGCUGGACCAAAGAGAAUUAUGAAAAUAAUGAAUGUUAAUGGUUUGACUAGAGCGCAUAUUGCUAGUCAUUUGCAGAAAUUUAGACUUUAUUUGAAGAGAGAAGAAACACAUAAACAUCUACAACAAAAGAAACAACAGCAACAAAAUGGAACUGUAAAAGCUAUAGAUUCCAACAAUUCAAAUGGAUCUGAAGGAUUUGAUAAUCAUGCUUUAGCUCUUACUAAUCAUGUUUUGAAUCCUCUAAUUGAAGUUCCAAAACAUGAUCAUCACCAAAACCAAAAUAGUAGUAAUGCCCAAUUGAAAACGUCAACAAUGUGGCCUAAUUUUAAGCAUGAAUCAUAUGGCUGCAAUUCUUCUAAUCAGCAUGUUUCUUCCAACACGCUCCUACAACAUGAAUAUGCACCAUCAUCAUCAUCAUAUGGAAAAUGGGUUCCAACUGAAUCAUCAAAUCAUUUAGUUGACCCAGCCAAUAUUAGAAAUCUUAUAUUGAUGAAAAAUGUUACGAAUACAAAGCCUAUGCAGCAGGAAACAUGAUCAACAUCAUCAUCAGAUUAAUAAUAGUAUUAAUUCAAUCAUUGAUGUUCAACAUCAAAAUAGCAUGAUGAUUUCAGGAAAUGAUUCAUAGGAAGAAAAUAGUCCUGCUUCUGUGAAUCAAAAUUCUGUUAUCUUUAAUUAGUACUAUUGCUCUUGGUCAUGAUCAAAAUAAUCAAGGUGGAAUCAUUUUCUUAGGGAACAAUCCAAUGAAUCAACAGAUUUCUGUUAACUUUUUGUGUUGCUGAUUUUAGUUAUGUAGGAGUCUCCCUUGAUGGUGAGAAGGGGCCAAAUGGUAUUUAAGGACUAUUCUUCAAAUUGCAGUAUCUUUUCCAAGAAUUUUUUACUAUAUAGUUAACAAGAUUGCCUAUUCUUUUGAUGAUAUUGUAAACAUGACAUAUUGUUUUAUAGAUUUAAUACAUUACUCUUUAUAAUUUUGUGAACAA